ACCAUCCAUCCACCAACUCAUUCUCUUCAUCGUUCUCUCUCGAUCUCUCUUCCUAUGUCCAACCAAAUGUUUCCCCAUCAUUUCUUGAUUGAUCCAUUUGUUUAGUAAGAAUUCAAAAAAAAAAAUGGAAACUGGGUCUUUAAGGCUAGGCCUCAUGGCAGUCUUUGCAGUUUCUGGAAGUGUGGUCUUCAUUGCACAUGAAGUCCAUAAACGUCUCCUCUCGGAUUUCAUGAAGAAGAUCGAAUUCGAGCUUGCUGGGAAUGGGAAAUGUCAAGUGAAGAAAAGGGUUCGUUUUGCCGAUGAUGUUCGGGAGCCAUCGUCGAACAACAAAGAAUACAGGAAGAGGAAUCUGAGUGCUUUGGCCAUUGCAAAGCAUGCUAAAGGCAGUGGUGCUGAUAGACGGCAGCUUCUUAAAAUGCCUCUCAAUAGGCAGGUUUUGUAUAAAGGGAUUCUUCAAUGCAAAGCCCAUUGA
This is a messenger RNA of Hibiscus syriacus, 472 nucleotides long. RefSeq lists its product as uncharacterized. The transcript has 2 exons. NCBI's taxonomy places the organism in Eukaryota, Viridiplantae, Streptophyta, Magnoliopsida, Malvales, Malvaceae. Bases 125 to 472 code for a protein of 115 amino acids. The record is from RefSeq and is a predicted model, not a curated record.